Molecule: messenger RNA, 4469 nt
Organism: Hermetia illucens (black soldier fly)
Lineage: Eukaryota; Metazoa; Arthropoda; Insecta; Diptera; Stratiomyidae
Gene: Bsg25D
Product: blastoderm-specific protein 25D
Exons: 11
Coding region: 363-3926 (1187 amino acids)
Biological process (GO): microtubule anchoring at centrosome
Cellular component (GO): centrosome
Molecular function (GO): calcium ion binding
Source: RefSeq, a predicted model, not a curated record
GUAUGAUGUUGUCAUUAUUCAGAAGGAAUUUUAGGUUUUUACAAAUGUUUUGUGUCGCCACUGUCAAUAGCAACAAGAAAGUGGAGAAAAAGUUAUAAUCGCGGGCGGCUGGAAUCAAAAUCCUUCUACGUUUUAAAACGCGUGAUUUAGAAAGCGCGACAGUGGCUGCAACCCCAAUGCGUUGAUAGCAGUACGAACGGUGAGAAUUCAUACGUUUCGCUCGUCACCUUGACGCCAAUCUACCUGUGCAGUGAAAAUCGCGACUUGUGUGUUCCGUUCGCAUUCCAAUUGCACCUCAAUCUGCGGCCUCGAAUCUUUCAUGUGAAUUCUCGGAUCGAUUUUACACAGUGACCCGGUCAAAUAUGGAAAUAUCGUCGGAUCCCUACGAGCAGAAAUUAUAUCACAUGUUCAAGAGUUACGACACCGAUGCAGCGGGCACUUUGGAUGAGACGGCCUUGUUGAAGUUGUGCAAAUCGCUGGAGCUCCACGACCAAGGAAAUGGCUUGAUAAACGCACUGAUAAGUGAAAAAGUGUCGCGCGUUUCCUUCAAGGAUUUCAAGGAGGCCCUCCUGAACUUCCUGGGGACUGAGAUGGAGCCCAGACAAGAAAAAACACUAGUUUUCCAUGAAGAAGAGUAUUUACAUGGUGCACCGGAUUCGCCGGGUCGUGAAAUAUCACCAAAACUUGUCAUGGGGACAAAAAAAUACGGACGUCGUUCGAGACCACAAUCACUUGUUUCGGACUCCUCCCUGACGGAUUCCGAUACGGAAACAAUAGCCGUUGUACCUAAUAUGAAUAGCAAGGUGCAAAGGUCGUCAUCCCAGAGUGAAAUCCACGGGAUUGCUAGACGUCGACCGACAAGUGGAAGCAAACUGAAACGCUGCGCGUCCUUACCAGCUCAAAAACGGAGGACGCGUGAACAAAUGCAGAAGCAGCAGGAGUCAAUAGCGAAAAAUCAGUUGGCUAGCAGUGUCGAGUCAUUAGGAAAUUUAGAUUUUGAAAAUCUCUCACACACUCUGUUUGAAAUCUGGACGAAAUAUUGCAAUGAGUUGGGAACAGAUCUCCUCAAUCGUAAUGAACUAGCCACGGUUUGUGAGCGUGUUGGAUUGAACAAAGUGGCAGACAAAGUAGCCGAGGAGGUUUUUGAGAAAUUGAAUUUUGGCCCAAAUGAGAAAAUCAGUUUUGAUGAGUUCAUUGGAUUAAUACAAAGUGAUGCUGAUGGUGGCAUUGGUGGUGGUGGUAGCGGUGGCAGCAAUAAUUUUACUACUACUCCAGGUCCAACCAUCGAUCGUCAUUUUACCAUUAUGGAUUCCACAGCAAUUAUACUUAGAGGUGAUUUGUGCAACCGAAAGGAUUCUACUCCCACGGCUGAUAAAGAUUUGCAUGCAAAUAAAGAGAUGCCAUCUAAGACAAUGCCAACAUGUGACAUUAUUGAUUUAUGGGAAGCGGCAGGUAUUAUACAACCUAAAAAGUUGAUGUCAAGUCUUGGCUUCGAAGAGGAAAUUGUAUCGAUUUCGUUGCUCUCAAAUGCCCUCGAAGAAGAGCUCAGGACAUGCCCUAAUGAAUCGGAAAUGCUUCUUAAGGCAUCGCUGGUACUUCAUAAAACUGAAGUUGUUACCCUUAAGCAAGCGUUUAGGCAACUUAUGGAGGAGAAUAAGCAAAUCCGUACUGAUAAUCGGGACGUGAAUAAGAGAGCAGCUAUUCUUGCCCAAGAAAUAGAUGAACGGCAUGCAGCACUCGAAAGUACAACAAGGAAUGAGAUUCGUAUGCUGGAACAAAGACACGCAGAAGUCAUUCGCGAGCUCACCUCUCAACUAGCGAACGAUCGCGAAAAUUGGUCAAAUUUAAAUGCACGCCUCGAAUCUCGUAUAAAACAAUUAGAAUCUGAUGAAAUUAAGUACAAGUUAGACAUUCAAAAUUUACAAACAGAAAACAGUGCCUUAGAGACAGAACAAAUUGCGUUACAGAAGCAAGUGACCGAAUUAUUAGAAGCAAAUAUUAAACUGAAUAAUGAGAUCGUAGAUUUGGAAGAUAGACACAGAAAUGAUGAUGGCGACAAAGGUGAUAGGGAAAAAGAAGAAGUGUUGGACCUUAUUGAGAAAAUUACAUCACUACAAACGGAAAAUGCGAAUUUGCGGGAUAAAAACGAUGAAUUGGUAGCUGAAAUCGAGGGCCUAACUUUAGAGAUGAGCCGUUAUAAGAACAAAAAAUCAUCAUCACGAACAAAUCUGGAAUUGUCGAGCGAUAACCUUUCAGAUGACGCCGAGCAUUCUUCGUUGGCCGUGAAACGCCGAGGCGAUUCACCAAGUAAAACUCGAAUAACAGAAGAGAGCCCCCGUCUUGGGAAGUUACGAAAAUGCAGUAACGACAAUAGUGAAAACGAAGCUAGUGGAGAUUGGGUUGCUUUGAAUUCAGAGCUAGGUAGCACGAUCAGUUCCUCUACUAUCGGUGCUACGUCCUCAGGCUUUUCACAGGAUAUGUCGAGUGAAACUGAUACAAAAGAGGAUGAAAUUUUAAACCUUAAGGAUAAGAUUUCACAACUGGAAAAAGAGUUAUCCGACUUGAAGGUAUCAAAGAUCUCAACAAAUAGCGCUGGAAAAGGUACCCCUAAAUCAGAUGAUCAAGCUGAUUACCAGACCCGUUGCCAGGACCUUGAAAAUAGCCUAGAGCAAAUGCAAAAGGCAUACGAAGAAUGUGAAGACUAUUGGCAAUCGAAACUUGGUGAAGAGCGGGCUCUUUUCGAAAAGGAACGUCAAAUUUACGAGGAAGAACAGCAAGAAAGUGAUAAAAAGUUCGCCGAGUUAAUGGAUAAAGUGCGCGAAUACGAAGAGCAGUUUAGCAAAGACGGCCGUCUAUCACCAAUCGAUGAACGCGAUAAUCUUGAACAACAAUAUGCGGAUUUAGAGGCGGAAGCCGACGAGCUGCGAGAGAAUGCCAAGAAAAUAUUUGAAGAGAAGACCAAAGAAAUAAGUAAAUUGCAGGAACAAAUUUUGAAAUUGCAAGCAAAGCUUGGCGAUAAUAUUGAAGUAAGCGAACACAGAGUGAAACUUGAACCGUCCGAAUUAGGAAGUCCAGCUAGUUCGCCUAUAUGUUACCUCUGGAACCAAAGUACAAUACAAGCUCCAGCAAGAGAUUAUCAAAAUCCCAAUUGGAAUAGCAAGCCAAAGAAAGAGUCCAGGCUGGAUAACCUCACUACUUCAGAAACCGCAAUCUUCAGCACAGUGGAUGCUAAUGGCGAACCAAGCGAUAAAUUCAUUCCUCGCGUGUCACCCAUUCAGAAACCGAACACUCCGAAUAGACUUCAGCGUGAUGGCGACGAAACGGCAUCGAAUGCAUCGGUGCGAAGUUUUGAGAGCAGGAGUAUUGCUUCAACGCAUAGUGUGCACAAAUCAUCAAUUGGUGACUUAAGCGCUUGUCCAAGUCCGAAUGGAAUGAGAGAGGAAUUGAAACGACUGAAAAUGAUUGAAAUUCAGCUGAAAGAACAAAUAAAGGACUUAUCAUUGAGGCGAGAUGGUUUGGUGAUGGAACUGCAGCAGCUUCACGAAGCAAAGCCCGUCUUAGAGAAGGCAUAUGCACGUACCGUACAUCCGUCUUUACUUCAAAGGAUUAAUAAUUUGGAACAGAGAAAUCGUCAUCUGCAGACGAUUUUGCGACAGCAACAGCAGUAUUCAGAGUCACUCAUGCAUCAAGCAUGGCAACAACAAAGCUCGGAAAUUGUAGACUUAAAACACAAGUUGGAAACACAAAACAUGAUAAUUGCAGAACACGUUCAGCGACUUGCAAAUGCCGAUCUAUUAGUUAAAGACUUGUACGUCGAAAACUCACAUUUGGCAGCGAGCAUUCAACGGCUGGAGCAGCAGCGAAGCCGAGCUAAUCUCCUUCACCAACAUCAUCAAGGUCUAAGCGGAGUUCCUGGAUUGCCUUAAUAGUGUACUAGUUGGGUCAUUAAAUAAAGACUUUCAAUCGCCCGCUGUAAACUCUUUAUUGAUGACAUGUCCAUACAUGAUAAAUAGGUAUAGUGUUGAUGUGUGCUGAGAAGUAAGUAUACAAUUGGGCAAGCAAAAACUGUCCAAUGUUUAGAAUAUAAUGGUCUUACUUGUUAUUGUUUUCCAUAAGAUUAUAUUGAAGCAGUAAUUUAAAUUUGCUAAGUCUAAAAUGAAUGUUAUGUUGAUUGCUGGUUUUCGUUUUUGUUCAAAUUUAUUUAAUAUUUCUCUAAAUAUUUAUUUUUCCUUCCGCAAAAUAUUAACAAGUCUAGUGAAAUGUUAAGUAUGGAACAUAGGCAAAGAACACAAUGAUGUUUUAAAAUAUUACGAGAGUAUUAACACAACAAAACUAUAACUUAUUUAAACAUAUCUGCGAUAGGAGUGAAUUUCAAGGUGUAUUAAGGCAGCCACUAUUUUCCAAGUUUGCUUUCCAUCGCCACUGUGAAAAGUCAAUAAUAUUUAAAGAAUAAAGUUCUCAUGUUUACU